Messenger RNA from Gloeophyllum trabeum ATCC 11539, 1015 nucleotides. RefSeq names its product NAD P-binding protein. The coding region runs from base 1 to 957 and encodes 318 amino acids. The record is from RefSeq and is a predicted model, not a curated record. NCBI's taxonomy places the organism in Eukaryota, Fungi, Basidiomycota, Agaricomycetes, Gloeophyllales, Gloeophyllaceae. The transcript is spliced from 5 exons.
AUGUCCACCUCCGAGUCUGACCAGAAAGUGUGGUUCAUCACAGGAACCUCGUCUGGUUUUGGACGGAGACUUGUCAAGCUCGUCCUCGAACGCGGUGACCUCGUCAUCGCGACAGCGCGCAACUUAGCCAAGAUACAGGAACCUGCAUUCUUUGAUCUCGCGUCGGACGCACAUACAAGCAGUCUGCGAGUAUUACAGCUGGACAUCGACUCGGGGGUGGAGAACCUCAAAGAAGUGGUGAAAGAGGGAAUGCAAUUCUGGGGAAGGAUAGACGUUCUCGUGAAUAAUGCUGCUUGGGCGCAGCAGGGGCUAUUGGAGGAGGCCGGGUCGGAUUUGGUGAGGAGGAUCUUCCAAUCGAACGUGUUCUCAAUGUUGGACGUAACUACGGCUGUGUUGCCAUACAUGCGCGAGCGUAGGUCUGGGACUAUUGUGGUGAUUGGCAGCCGGACAAGUUGGAUGCCGGAGAAUCCGAGUGGAGGUACAUUUUUCGGCUUAUACCGGGGUAUAUGCCGGGCUGACGCAUCAAGGAAGGCAUAUAUGCCUCCUCAAAGUCCGCCGUACGAAUGUGUUCUAGCUAUCGGUGAAACCCUCUCUGUCGAGCUAGCCUCCUUCAACAUCCGUGUUCUCAUCGUCGAGCCCGGUGCCUUCCGCACCGAGGGCAUCUUCGCCCAGCCCUUCUUCCUGGAGAACCAGAUCCCCGACUAUGACGAACUACGUGCGAGUUCCCAGGCAUUUUACAACUCAAUCAACGGGACACAGAAGGGUGACCCCACCAAGGCGAUGCGGGCCGUAGUGGAUGUGGUAAGGGGAGAGGGCAGGGCUACAGGCAAGGCAUGGCCACUUUACUUGCCACUGGGCAUUGCAGCGGAGAAAACAAUCAGGGAGAAGUGUGAGAGGAUGACGGGAGUCCUGGAGGAGUGGAAGGAUGUAAUCAGGGAUGUGAAUUUUGACCAAUAGGAUGUGGGAGACAGGCAUGUGUGUGGAUAUCACGGUGAUCAUUAAUAUUCACACUUGC